AUGACGGCGGCCUGCCCCGCCCUGCCGCAGGAGGCGGCGGCCGACGGCGACCCCGCGGCCAACAAGCGGCACCGCUUGGUCGCGGCGGCGGCGGCGGUCCUCGAUUCCUCGGGCCGCCUGCUGGUCCGCGAGCACCCCGGGCAGCCUGGCGCCUGGGUCUGCCCGCAGGGCGGUGUGGGCGCCGAGGAGAGCUCCGCGGAGAGCGUCGCCGGCGCGGCGGCCAGGGCUCUGCUGGAGUCCACGGGGCUCACGGAGGCACACGUCGUGCCCGCGGCGGCGCAGGGGGCCGACGAGGGCGACGGCGCGGCCGAGCGGCAGCUGCGCUGGGCCCUGUUCUUUGUGGCGGACGCCCACCUCGACGCCGACCCGGCGCGCACCUGCCGGCCGCGCGAGGCCGGCGGCGGCGCGGGCGAGGCGCUCGCGGCGCCCUGCGGGGUGCGGUGGGCGCCGCUGGACGGGGUCGUGGCGCAGGCGCGCGAGGAGGAGCGGGCGCUCCACGCCCGGCUCCAGGAGUGGGCGCGUCCUCUCCUCCGGCAGCGCGGCGAGGGCUGCGCCGCCCUGGACUUCUCCGGCACCUGGACGCGCACCUCGGCCGCCCGCGCCGCCAAGGGCGUGGUGGCAGGGCUGCUGGCGCGCGGGCAGUCCGCCGAGGACGCCGCGCGGAAGGCCGCAUCGCCGUACGUGCAGCUCUGGGAGCGGUCGCCAGAGGACCCGCUGCACUGGGUCGUCACCACCUACAAGGCGGACGGCGUCACGCCCCGGCGGAAGCUGCUGUACCCGACCGGCGAGUGGGAUGAGGAGUGGGGCCACGAGGGCGCCCCCAACGGGCACACGGCGCCCUCGACGAUCUUCGGCGCGGCCUGUGGCAAGGUGCGCCGCCGGACGGUGUAUCUGGCGGAGAGAGCAUGCCGACGGGCGGGCUGGGCGCACUCGACGCUAACGCGGACCCCGCUCGGGGAGGAGGAGUCCCCGCCGGUACCUGGAGGUCGGGAGGAUGAUUCUGCGCCGCAGCUUCUGGAGCUCCAGGGAUCCGCCGGGCUCGUCGCCGACGACCUCCGUGGAGGUGUUCGUGCGCCUGUGACCGCAGGGCGCAGCGCUGGAGCUCGGCGUCGCAGGACCCUGGGACCCUGGCGUUUUGCAGGCUGGGCGUUUUCGCUUGGUUUCCGGCCCCGGCGCCCAAGGGCCUGCCAGGCGCGUCCCCGACGACCUCCGUGGAGGUCUCUGUGCGCAGGGGGCGGCGGGGCGCAGCGAUGA
This is a messenger RNA of Prorocentrum cordatum, 1254 nucleotides long. Lineage: Eukaryota; Dinophyceae; Prorocentrales; Prorocentraceae. The record is from the annotation of a GenBank genome assembly.